ACUUCCAUUUUCUACUUCAAGAUGAAAUCUCUUCAGAUGACGGUGUUGAGAAAAGUAACAAAAGGGAGACAUUUGCAGAGAGAAUAACAUGACCGUGUUGAAGUACUUACUCUUGUCAGUUACCCGGCCCGCACAGUUAAUCGACAAACGACAAACUGUCUUUGUAAUGGGAGUGAAUUUAUGCUUCUGGAUUCUUGGUCUCUACCUGGCCCUACCUUUGGAAGGGAUAUAUCCUCCACUCUGUCAAACAGGGUAUACGAUUUCUAAGAUUGGAAGUGGCUGUUCUGAUACAGAUGAGUGUGUGGAAGAUCCUUCCAUCUGUGGGAACCAUUCUACUUGCUUCAAUACCCUCGGUAGCUACCACUGUCCGUGUCAUCCUGGGUUCGAAUCUAGGAUCGCUUAUUUCACUUCCGCAGAUGGAGGAUGUACAGACAUUGAUGAGUGUGGUGAGGACAGACAUACUUGUGGGGAGUGGGGAACCUGUCACAAUAGGAAGGGAAGCUACUGGUGCAGUUGUCUCCAGGGAUUCCAUCAGGAAGGCGAUAUAAGUUCCAUGUGUGUAGACGUAAAUGAGUGUAUAGGGGCUGGGAACAAAUACCCCUGUGGCCAGAAUGGAACCUGCUGGAAUCUGGAGGGCAGCUACAGGUGUCAUUGUCCCCCUGGAUUCACUACCUACGGCAACAACCAAUCUAGGUGUCAAGAGCUGAAUUGUGACCCUUUUGCAACUCAGAGUACACCUGAACAGACUCUACCAGGUUUUGACAGCCUCUUGUCUCUCCUGAGCAACAACUGUUUGGUGUUGAUUAACUCCUCUGGGUUGGCUGGAGCUACAGAAAAGACUGGAGAGGCGCUUUUGACAGUACUGGCCAAUGUCACUGAUGUUCUUCAACUCCAGUCCAAUGGUCAAGGUGGUAACAGCGGGAAAGUGACUACGCUACUGAGGACAGUAGAAAACUCUAUCAGACUGAUUGCUCCACAGCUGAAAGAAAAUGUGAGCAGGAUAAAUACAAGCCAUACAGAGGUAGAAGUUGUGGUGAGGAGGGACAGGACACCACCCCGAGGACCAGUCAGACUGACGAAUGAAAAUAUCCAACUUGACACCACCUGGGAGACGGCGAUCGGAGAUGACACGAAUUUCCCAGGUUUUGCAUUUGCCAUUUUGCUCAGCUACAAGAGUCUGCAGACUUUGACCAACAGCUCCGAGCAGCUCUCCUCCAGAGUGGUGACUGUAUCUGUUAGCAACCCCAACACAACAAACCUGUCUGAACCGAUCAUUCUCACCUUCAAUCACUUGAAGUCCAGUGAUGCGAAUACCACCUGUGUUUAUUGGUCAGAUGAUGGUGAGGGGGCUUGGUCAAUCCAGGGCUGCGCCUCCGUGAUGUCCAACUCUACCCACACUGUGUGCUCCUGCACCCAUCUCAGCAGCUUUGCCCUGCUCAGGGGAAUCCAAGAGAAUAAGAAAUGCAGACAGUUGCAGUUGGUGAUGUGGGCGGGCGCUUCCGUGGCGCUGGCUUGUGUGGUCCUAUCCCUGCUCAUGACCCUGUGGUGUCGCUUUGUCAGCAAAAAGCGCAAUGGAGGGAGCCGACCAGAACAGCAUUUUAAACCUUAAAGCACCUCAAUUUAGACAGCAUGGGAUUUCUAAAAUCUCUUUCCUGUGUUUUGUAUAUAAUCCCACCCUAUGUCAAUUUACUGUAAAAUAACUGUUUAGACUGUGAACGAACUGUUAGAAAAUGGAAAUAUGAAGUUUCAGUUUGAACCUCAGUCAAUUGAUAAACAUGAUUUCAUGAAAUAUAUAAAUGUAUUUUGAUAUUAUUGAUUGUUCUCAAUUCCCAUCAAUGUCAAUUUACUUUUAUCACUGUUCAAUUGUACGUAGACGAGUUUACCAUAUAGCAUUAUUACACACGUUUAAAUAGCAACUCUGUUGUAAUCAAAGGAAGGACGUACAUGUUUGUUCAUGAAAGACUGAACACAC
Molecule: messenger RNA, 1972 nt
Organism: Oncorhynchus gorbuscha (pink salmon)
Lineage: Eukaryota; Metazoa; Chordata; Actinopteri; Salmoniformes; Salmonidae
Product: adhesion G protein-coupled receptor E5-like
Exons: 12
Coding region: 89-1609 (506 amino acids)
Biological process (GO): adenylate cyclase-activating G protein-coupled receptor signaling pathway
Molecular function (GO): calcium ion binding; G protein-coupled receptor activity
Source: RefSeq, a predicted model, not a curated record